AUGUCUGAUAUAAAGUUUGUUAGUGCAUGUUUUUCACCAGCUCCUGAUGAUGAGAACGACUUGGAUUGUUCCUAUUUCGACAAUAUGUUAGUUGAAAACUGUGAAAUGGUAAAAACAGUGAAGAACACUAAACAAUUAGUUUUUGAUUCGUAUUUUGAUAAAUGUCUCGUGGAUAUCUGCGAACAAAUUGAACUAACACGCGCAAUGUCUAAAGUGAGCUCUCAAGGCUGA
This is a messenger RNA of Parnassius apollo (apollo), 231 nucleotides long. The record is from the annotation of a GenBank genome assembly. Lineage: Eukaryota; Metazoa; Arthropoda; Insecta; Lepidoptera; Papilionidae.